GCAGCUUUCAGUUUGGUUUUUCAUUUUGUGCCACCGUGUAAGAAAAAAUAAUCAUAAAGAAAAAUAAAGUCGGCGGAUUGAUAUUUGCACUAAACCAAGAGUGAUUAGAUAACAAAGGAGAACGAUUUGGUUUUAAAAAGCUUGUAAAUAAAAAUUAUUAUAGAUAAGAAACGAAGACUGAUACACAAAGGAAAGGAAAUCUUAUAACGUUGACAUUGCAUUGUAAACAUGUCGUCGAAGCCCUCAACGCCAGUCACCCAACGACGAUUUCAAGAGAGCGAAUUUAGUCGAAUUCCUGUUUCACUCUCCCCGAUUCCUUUUCGACGCACACACUCAAUGCGACUGCGUACAAAUGGAAACGGUCUCCUAAAUGAAACGACAUUGAAACAACACAACAGAAAUUUUGUGCAAACAAGAAACAACUUCGAACGUAACCAUCAGCAGCUGAAAUUAAAUUUGUGGAACAAUCGUCGUGGCAGUCUCACAAUGGACGCAAAAUCUGAUUCGAACGGUAUUGAUUCUGGUGGAACAGAUGAAAUUGAUCACAGUCCAAACAACAAUCUAAAACAAGUAAAUGGAAAUUUACGUCAAAGCAGUUCUAACAAAAACGAUCGGGGAAUGACACUGAACCUCAAUAGUCCAUUAGGUUUCCAACAGAGGUCGCCGAGGACACCACAAACACCCAAAACACCGAAUGGAAUUCAUUACGUAAAGAAUACGCACAGUCCCAAGACUCCACCAGUCACACCGGAUCGAUAUGCUGAUGAUGACCUCGAUUCAUUGCACAGUUAUUCCUCAAUGGCUUCAUCAAACUGCGAACAUCCUUAUUUUGCUAGAAAUGGAACAACGUUCAGUGGUAGAAAGAUGAAAUAUGUUGUUCAUUGCUCGAAUUAUGCUGGUCAAGCUGGCGAUGAAUAUUUAACACCAACACAACGUGCCCAAAAGCAUCUCAGAAGACUUAAAGAAUUAUUGGCUGCAGCGCGUGUUGAUUUGGAACAAAAAGAUAGCGAAAUUCUGAGAUUAACGAAAGAAGUUGUUGAACUUCGUUUGUUCAAAGCUUCUUUGAGUUCACCCGAAGAGUGUUCAAAAUCGAGUGAUUGUAAUUCAGUUCCGACAGUUCGUGAAAAUACAACAAAUGAUUUGCACACGCCAGCAUCUGAAAUUGCAUCACCGAUGAUCGAAAUGGUAGAAGAUGGCUUUAAAUCAAGUCCGCGACACACCAUGAGUGCUAAUCGAACACCACUUCAUCAUGCCGUUCACGCUGUUCAAUUCAUUGAUAAAUUGGGGAACUCUGAAAUGCAAAGUUCGUUUGCUGAUUCAGGUCAUUUUGAAGAUAUUACAACAUCAUCAAUUCAUUCAAAAGAUUCUUUUGCCAACACACAAGAUCGAGCUUCGGGAAGCGAAGAUGUUGAUCAAGUCGACCCAGAACGUCAACGUUUGGUUCAAAUGUAUGAAGAGAAAAUUGAGGAAUUAAUUAAGCAACAUGACGGUGAGCUUAACGAAGAGAAACGCUGCAAUAACAAUCGUGUUGAAGCAUUACUUGAGCGCUUGGCCGUUGCUAAUUCAAGAUACUGCGAUCUAAUGCCUGACUACGAGCAAGCAAAGGAACGCAUUCGUGAACUCGAACGUGAGGUUGAAUCUCUACAAGAAAAGUUAGGGGAACAGGAAGACAAAACGAAUAAAAUGUAUUUGCAUAUGUAUGCAAAGGAACAAGAAGCUGUUGCCAGCACAAGCCGGGCAUCGAUGGAAAGUUUACCAGGUCCGUCAAGAAUCUCCGUACCAGAACUCAUGCAUCAACUUCAAGUAACACAAAACGAACUAGAAAACAUAAGGGUAAGGAAUCGAGAUGAACGUUAUACUCAAGCAACGGGCAAUCAAUCAAUGUUGAGUGCGAAAGAAGCUAUUUCGCUUUGGCUUCUUGGUGCGAGGAAGACUAUGUAUAAGCGAAUGGUUGAUGCUCAUGAAAUGAAACCAUCUCGAGUUGAUCCUGAAAUUACUUUGCAGUUUCUUAAGAGUGCAAUUUAUUACUUUUUAACUGAUAAGGAGAACUCUCAAGGACAUUUAAAAGCGAUUGAAAGCAUUUUAGGAUUCACUGAGAAAGAGAAGGAAAAUAUCGACAAAGCCAGAAAUUCGUAAAUUAUCUACUUAAAGAUAAGAGAUAUUAAUUAAUCUAUUAGAUGUAUCUGGACAACAAUUAUAAAGAAAAAAAAUUAUAAUUCUCCAACUUUAAUGGACUUCUAAGAAAUUGGAUUUUAGCCGCUGUUAAAACUUUUUGUUUUAUCAUCAAACAUUUUUAAUUAAAUAUAAUUUCGAGACGUAAGUUAUCGAAAGCUUUUUGGAAAUGCAGAGAAAAAAAGAUGGAAAUGAAAGAAAUAUUUACAUCGCCUUAGACACCAUCAUCGCUUUAAAUUAAGAGAAUUUAGGACUGAGAAUGUGGAAACACAAAGAUGAAUGUUUACUACUUAUGUUCGGAAGCGCUAUUGAUUACCUUUAAAACUUCUUAUUCAAAGAAAAAAUUCAUGAAAUUUCAUGAAGUGAACAUUUUAUUUUUAGAGCUUUUAGAGAGAAAAUUAACUGGUGAAACAGAUGAAAAUAUUUUAUGUCAAAUAUAGUGUGUUGAAAUGAUGUUUGAAAUCAUUAAUUCAAGUUAAAAACCUAAGUAUGUCUGCGAUUAAAUUGUUGAAGAAUAAAAAGCAGAAUAAUCUGCAAGUAUAAAUAAAUAUUUAAAAUAAAAA
Clunio marinus is the source of this 2735-nucleotide messenger RNA. Lineage: Eukaryota; Metazoa; Arthropoda; Insecta; Diptera; Chironomidae. The record is from the annotation of a GenBank genome assembly.